This is a messenger RNA of Aspergillus uvarum CBS 121591, 1434 nucleotides long. RefSeq names its product polysaccharide lyase family 1 protein. Lineage: Eukaryota; Fungi; Ascomycota; Eurotiomycetes; Eurotiales; Aspergillaceae. The coding region runs from base 177 to 1298 and encodes 373 amino acids. The transcript has 2 exons. The record is from RefSeq and is a predicted model, not a curated record. Gene Ontology annotation, molecular function: pectate lyase activity.
GGAGGAUUCACCGAGGCAUCAUCAGAGCUAUAAAAGCAUCCAGCCGUCAGCCUAAGUCACAUCCUUUCCUUUCUGGCUCAUAACACACACACUCUCUGUCGUUCUUUCCUCUCUAUUCCUUGCUUUCUUUUGUUCAAUUCAGUCAUUCUUUUUACACACCAGACCCAACUUCCAGGAUGAAGUACGCUGCUGUUCUCACCGCCGUUGCGGCUCUCGCCCAGCAGGCUCUUGCUGUCGGUGUUUCCGGCACCCCCGUUGGCUUCGCCGCCUCCGCUACCGGCGGUGGUUCUGCCACUCCCGUCUACCCCUCCACCACCGAUGAGCUGGUCUCGUAUCUCGGUGACGACGAGGCUCGUGUCAUUGUCCUGAGCAAGACUUUUGACUUCACUGACACUGAGGGAACCACUACUGCCACGGGAUGUGCACCUUGGGGAACUGCGUCAGGGUGUCAGGUGGCUAUCAACAAGGAUGACUGGUGCACGAACUACGAGUCCUCUGCUCCCUCCGUCUCGGUGACCUACGAUAACGCCGGUUCCCUCGGUAUCACUGUCGGAUCCAACAAGUCCCUGAUCGGCGAGGGCACCUCCGGUGUCAUCAAGGGCAAGGGUCUCCGCAUGGUUAGCGGUGUCUCCAACAUUAUCAUCCAGAACAUCGCUGUCACUGAUAUCAACGCCAAGUACGUCUGGGGUGGUGAUGCCAUCACCCUUGACGACGCGGACCUUGUCUGGAUUGAUCACGUUACCACUGCUCGCAUUGGUCGUCAGCACUACGUUCUCGGCACCUCCGCCGACAACCGCGUCUCCAUCACCAACAACUACAUCGACGGUGAAUCCGACUACUCCGCAACGUGCGAUAACCAUCACUACUGGAAUGUCUAUCUCGAUGGCUCCAGCGACAAGGUCACCUUUGCCGGCAACUACCUGUACAAGACCAGCGGCCGUGCCCCCAAGGUUCAGGACAACACCUACCUCCACAUCUACAACAACUACUGGAACGACAACUCCGGCCACGCCUUCGAGAUCGGCUCCGGCGGCUACGUCCUUGCCGAGGGUAACUACUUCGAGGAUGUGGACACCGUUCUCGAGUCCAGCUCCUUCGAGGGUGCCCUCUUCUCCUCCGACAGUGCCUCCUCCACCUGCUCCUCCUACAUCGGCCGCUCCUGCGUCGCCAACUCCAACGGCGGUGACCUCACUGGCACCUCCACCACUGCGCUCGAUGCAUUCAACGGCGACUCUCUCCCUACCCCCACCGCUGCUGGCACCGGCCCUGCCUCCAGCGCCGGUCAGGGUAACCUGUAAACGGUUACAACCGCUCCGAGGGCUUUUUGGAGGGGUUCGCGUUCUUAGGAAGCGAAUCCGAUGGUAUCUGCUGGUUCAAAGCAGAAGUGUGUUGAGUUAACUUCUAUCUUAGCCUAAUAGAUAAUAUAAUUCUGAG